Molecule: messenger RNA, 585 nt
Organism: Radiomyces spectabilis
Lineage: Eukaryota; Fungi; Mucoromycota; Mucoromycetes; Mucorales; Radiomycetaceae
Product: ubiquitin-conjugating enzyme E2
Exons: 6
Coding region: 48-500 (150 amino acids)
Cellular component (GO): cytosol; endoplasmic reticulum
Source: RefSeq, a predicted model, not a curated record
UACACAUCCAAAAAACCUAUCUUUUUUUGUCCACCUUCAAACUCAUCAUGUACCCUAAUCGAAGCAUUGGAUCCACAGCGCUCAAGCGCUUAAUGACUGAAUACCGAGAGCUGAUAUUGAAUGCUCCAGAAGGCAUUACAGCAGGCCCUAUUGAUGAGAAUAACUUUUUCGUCUGGGAAGCAUUAAUUGCAUUAUCCAUUGAGUCCCCCACUAUGCGAUUCACCUGCGACUUUUUCCAUCCCAACGUUUACCCCAAUGGCACAGUUUGUAUUUCCAUUUUGCAUCCUCCAGGCGAUGAUCCCAAUAUGUACGAAAGCAGUUCCGAACGAUGGAGUCCCGUCCAAAGUGUGGAAAAGAUUCUAUUGAGCGUAGUUAGCAUGUUAGCAGAACCCAACGAUGAGAGCGGUGCCAAUGUGGAUGCUUGCAAAAUUUGGCGUACCGAUCGCAACCGUUACGAUGAAAUUGUGCGACAGAAUGCAUUAAAGACUCUCGGAUUGUAAAAUAAAUAAAAAAGCUAGACUGAAGCAAAAAUGAAUUAUAUUGGGAAGACUAUACUCAGUGUAUGCAAAUAUAAGCAGUUUCAGC